AGUCGUCGGACUAGCGCUCGGAAAUCACAACCAAGGUACGUAAUUCCAUCGUUUCGGCCAUUGCCCGGCGGUAUUGGCGAGAGCGUUACCUUUUCCGGGCGGCCGAUCGUCCGAUUCGAUCGGAUGAAAAUUAUUUAAUAAUAACACGCCUUUCGUGUGUUUCGGUAGAUGCCUGUUCCCGCGCAAUCCAAAAUCGUCAAGAAGGGUAACUCGGAGCCCGACCAGUUCGAGCUGUCCAUCGCCCAGGCCCUGCUCGAGUUGCAGAACAACAGCGACCUGAAGGCCCAACUACGUGAGCUAUACAUCACCAAAGCCAAGGAGAUCGAGCUGUUCGGCAAAAAGAGCGUCAUUAUCUAUGUGCCCAUGCCGCAACGAGCUCAAUUCCAAAAAAUUCAAGCUCGUUUAGUUAGAGAACUAGAGAAGAAGUUUAGUGGCAAGCAUGUUGUGUUUAUUGGUGAUCGUAGAAUAUUACCAAAACCAACUAGGAAAACAAGGACAAAGAGCAAUCAAAAGCGUCCAAGAAGUCGAACUUUAACUUGGGUCUACGAUGCAAUCCUUGAUGAUUUAGUCUUUCCAGCAGAAAUUGUUGGUAAACGUAUCAGGGUGAAAUUAGAUGGAAAACAAAUGAUGAAAGUUCAUUUAGACAAAACUCAACAAACCAAUAUAGAGCACAAGGUGGAUACUUUUGCAUCUGUAUACCGAAAGCUGACCGGCAGGGAUGUGACUUUUGAGUUUCCAGAACCAUACUUGUAAACUUUGGCCCAAUAAAAACAUUUUAAUUUAA
Acyrthosiphon pisum (pea aphid) is the source of this 784-nucleotide messenger RNA. Its product is annotated as 40S ribosomal protein S7-like. Lineage: Eukaryota; Metazoa; Arthropoda; Insecta; Hemiptera; Aphididae. Bases 169 to 753 code for a protein of 194 amino acids. The transcript has 4 exons. Gene Ontology annotation, cellular component: 90S preribosome; cytosolic small ribosomal subunit; small-subunit processome. The record is from RefSeq and is marked provisional. Gene Ontology annotation, molecular function: structural constituent of ribosome. Gene Ontology annotation, biological process: ribosomal small subunit biogenesis; rRNA processing; translation.